Molecule: messenger RNA, 486 nt
Organism: Chondrus crispus (carragheen)
Lineage: Eukaryota; Rhodophyta; Florideophyceae; Gigartinales; Gigartinaceae
Exons: 1
Coding region: 1-486 (161 amino acids)
Source: RefSeq, a predicted model, not a curated record
AUGUGUGAAGUAUGGCGAAAUUAUUCGAAGCACGAAAACUCAUACGUGAAGGUGACCACAUCAGAAGGUGAUCCCAUCUUGGGGUACAUGUACACUUGCGAUCCUGAGACAGGAAACGUCGGACUCCUAGGAAGCGGCGCCGCCGUGCAUCUUAUCUUCAGCGCCGAGAUAAAUAGUGUGUCACCCGCUGGACAACUUCCGGACGGUGUGCACACGACGCUUCCCGCGCCCGAGCAGGAAAAGGGGGUGGCGAUGGGCCAACAAACAGUUCUAGAAGCUCUUAGACAGAGAAGAAUUAGCGCUGAGGUUAAGGAAGACGAGGAAGGUGAGUACAUUGCAGUAUUGGACGGCAUCGCCACUAUUCGGUCGCCUUUUGUUCCAGCGUCUUGCCGUAGCACCAGUGAGAAUGUUGUCAUGAGAGUACGAAAGGUGCUUUCUGAAAUUUAUGCGGCCCAUGGAAGCGGGAAAGAGUUUGAAAACGAGUGA